Messenger RNA from Hippopotamus amphibius kiboko, 2748 nucleotides. RefSeq names its product adenosine deaminase 2 (gene ADA2). Gene Ontology annotation, biological process: inosine biosynthetic process; adenosine catabolic process. Gene Ontology annotation, molecular function: adenosine deaminase activity. The transcript is spliced from 10 exons. The coding region runs from base 66 to 1604 and encodes 512 amino acids. Lineage: Eukaryota; Metazoa; Chordata; Mammalia; Artiodactyla; Hippopotamidae. The record is from RefSeq and is a predicted model, not a curated record.
UGCUCAGCCUCCAGGCCCUGACCCUGCUGGGCUUCCUCGUUUCUGACUCUGUGUCAGGCAUCCCAAUGUCAACGUCAGGGUGGUCAGCCCUGCCCGCCCUGCUGCUGGCCGUGACCAUGUCUUCCUUCCGCUUGGCCGCGUCCGGAGAUGAAGCACGAAACCGGCUCUUGACGACAGAAAAGAUGAUGCGGGUUGGGGGGCAGCUGGUGCUGGCGCAGGAGGAGGAGCUGGCCAACCAGAAGCUGGGGGCCCUCAAGGAGGCGGAGAUGCGGGAGGCCCUGAGGACAGGGAGCAGCCCACCCAGCAUGCACUUCUUCCAGGCCAAGAGCCUCAUUGAGAAAAGCGCAGUGUUUAACAUCCUGAAGAAGAUGCCAAAAGGCGCUGCCUUACACGUCCACGACUUCAGCAUCGUCAGCAUGGAGUGGCUGGUGAAAAAUGUCACCUACAGGCCCCACUGUUAUUUCUGCCUCACCCCAAAGGGGAUCACGCUGUUCAAAUUUGCAUACCUGACUCCCCCAGCCCGGAACACAACAGAAUGUUCGGAGUGGGUUUUGUUGGAGAAGUUUCGAAAGGGGCUUCAGAACAUCACUGAGUUUGACAACAGCCUGCUGAGAAAUUUCACUCUGAUGACCGAGAACCCCCAGGUGACUUACACAAACCAAGACGUGGUCUGGGCCAAGUUCGAGAGCACCUUCUACGCAAUUUCGGGCCUUGUGUGCUACGCCCCAGUGUUCCGAGACUACAUCUCCAAGGGCCUGGAGGAGUUCUACCAGGACAACGUGCUCUACCUGGAGCUCAGAGUCAUGCUGUGCCCAGUGUAUGAAAUGAACGGGACAGUCUAUGGCCCAGAGUGGUCGGUGAGGACCUAUGAAGAAGUGGCUCGUAAUUUUGCAAAAGAGCAUCCUGGGUUUAUUGGAAUCAAACUCAUUUAUACGGAUCACAGAUUCAAAGAUGUACGCUUCAUCAAGAAAUCUGUCCAGAGAGCCAUGGACCUUCGAGCCAAGUUCCCUGGGAUGGUGGCAGGGUUUGACCUGGUGGGGCGCGAGGACACAGGCCACCCCCUGUACUACUACAAGGAGGCUUUGACGAUUCCAGCCUCACAGGGAGUUAAGCUGCCUUACUUCUUCCACGCUGGAGAGACGGACUUGCAGGGUACUUCUGUAGACAGAAACCUUCUGGACGCCCUGAUACUGAACUCGACCAGGAUUGGCCACGGGUUUGCUUUGAGCAAACACCCGGCCGUCUUGACUGAGGCCUGGAAGAAGGACAUCCCCAUCGAAGUCUGUCCCAUCUCCAACCAGGUUCUGAUGCUGGUGUCUGACCUGAGAAACCACCCUGCAGCCGUCCUGAUGGCCAUUGGGUACCCCAUAGUGAUCAGCUCUGAUGACCCUGCUACUUUUGGGGCCACGGGCUUAUCCUAUGAUUUCUACGAGGCCUUCAUGGGCAUUGGGGGGAUGGUGGCCGACCUAAGGACACUCAAACAGCUGGCCAUGAACUCCAUCAGGUACAGCACCCUGUCGGAGUCAGAGAAGACGUUAGCCAUGGAAACCUGGGAUAGGAAGUGGCAGAGCUUUGUGGUUGAGCUGGCCAGGGGCUCCCAGUGAGGAGACAGCUGUCUGUCACCCUCCGCCUCUGCUUCCCUCCGUGCCGACCUCACCUCCUCAUAGCGGGUCCAGAAUCCAGGGAAGUCACCUCUGUCUCUUCAUCAGAACCACACUGACCCUGCGAAAGUUACCCGCAGCCUCCACGUGGCCUGAUCUCUCAGAACCCUCAUCGGUGGACCCCGCGCACCGCGUGGAAUGUCCUUCUCUCUCGGCCUCAGUGACAGGACCCCUCGCGGUUCCUCCUCUCCCUCCGGCCACGGCUCCUGGGGCCCCUGGUCCACGAGCUUCCCUCAGCUCAGCCCUGCGCUUCUGUCUUGGCUUCUCUCUUUUCUCUCCCCAUUCCACACUCUUCUCCUGCACGGUCUCUUCCACACCUUCCCUUCAGAAACCACGUACUUGUUAAUGGUUCCCGAACUUGGGAUGCCCUCGGAUGGCCCACAGGAGCCUCGGAGACCUGCUCUGAGCACUGCCUCCCUCCCAGCUGUCUCAGUAACUGGCACCUCUGUCCACGUGGCGCAGAGGCGGUCAGAGGAGUCUGUGCUGCCCCGUUCCUCCAUCUGGAGGUGCCCUGGCUCACCCAUCCUCCCCUCCACGCGGCUGGCAUCCAGCCUCUGUCGCUCUGGCCUGACUCACAAGAGCCCCUAACUGAUCUCUCUCUUCUCUUUGCCCUUUCCAGCUCAUUUCCCCCAGAGUAAUGACUGUUUAAAGUCAAGUUAAACCAGGGUUCUUCACUGUGACAACUCAGCACAUUUAGGAAAGCUCCGUCCCUACGGGGCGUGUAGCAUCCUGUGAAUCAGGGUCCUUCCCACUCUGUCCCAUCCCGCACUGGACUCUGGUCUCAUUGCUCCAAGCUCUGCCCGGCCUCAGGGCCCCCCCAGCUCUCUCUGUUCUCCCCACUUGUGUCUGACUGACUCCUCUCACCCUCAGGCUUUGUUUCAUGUCCUCGUCUCAGAGGGGUUUCUCCCGUGGGGCACCUUGCUCUUUCCUCCGACUCCACCAUGACAUGUAAUUACCACGUAUUUAUAUCUGUGGGGCCUCCUUACCCCCAGACCGUCAACUCCCACUAGACAGGCAUGAAUGACCGGUUCACGUCCACUGCAAGCCCAGGGCCCAGCCCACACCCCUCGCCCAGUCAGCCCUCAAU